CUCGAAGAAACAUUAAUGACUAAAAAACCGGAAAAACAACUAAUUAAUAUAUAACUUUGGUACUUACUAAUUCACUUAACGUUAUUAAGCCACACCAUGAGUCUCACCUGCAUCAAACCUGAAAAACUUUACCAAAAAGACCCAAAAAUAAGACCCGAAGAUGUGAAAAUUUUGCAAGAUUGGUUGACUACACAACCGCAUCUACCAAAAAUAGAAGAGUUUCAAUUGAUUCCAUUUUUACACAGUUGUUACUACAGCAUCGAAAUGGCUAAAACAACCAUCGACAAAUACUUCACUGCAAGAACUCUUCACCCCGAAAUUUUUCUCCUUCCGAGUAACGACAUCAUAAAAAAAACGUGUUCGGCAGUUAUGAGCCAUAUUCUUCCAAAGAAGACCCCCCAAGGGUACAUGAUUUACAUGGGAACAUUGGUUGAUUGUCCGGUCGAAAAUUAUCAUUUCACUACGACAAUGAUUAUGCUAAACUGUGUGCUUGCACUAUAUGCACACCUACAUGGCUUUGAAGAAGGACUUGUUCUCAUAUUUGACUGUAAAGGGUACACACUGAGUCACCUGACUAGAGUGAAUUUGUUAGCAACGAAACACUGGCUGAACCAUCUUCAGGUAGUUUUUUUGGUUCUUGGUGGCUUGCUAAAUUUUUCUUUUCAGGAAGGUACACCUGUGAGGAUUAAAGAGAUCCACAUUGUUAAUAUAACACCCGUCAUGGAUAAAGUCUUAGCUAUAAUAAAGCCCAUUUUGAGCGGUCAUCUUUUUCAAAUGAUACAGCUGCAUUCGUCGCCUGAAACUUUACACAAAUACGUUCCUAAGGAGUGUUUGCCUGAAGAUAUUGGUGGAGAACUUCCGCCGUACGCAAUUUUGAAAGACCAGCCUCUAAACGCGAUUUUGGAAAAUUUAGACUUGAUAAAAUGGCACGAGACUCAGACUGUUGAUGAGUCCAAAAGGACAAAGACGGAUAACACUAUAGAAUCUACCUUUGGAGCGGAAGGAACUUUCAAAAAACUUCAAAUCGAUUAGGAAAUUUUUAGUGUGUUACAUGGAGGAUAAUUAGGAUAAUGGUAGUAGCCUGGUUAAUAGAUGUUUUAAUUUUU
Messenger RNA from Zophobas morio, 1106 nucleotides. RefSeq names its product alpha-tocopherol transfer protein-like. The coding region runs from base 97 to 1032 and encodes 311 amino acids. Gene Ontology annotation, cellular component: membrane. The record is from RefSeq and is a predicted model, not a curated record. The transcript has 5 exons. Lineage: Eukaryota; Metazoa; Arthropoda; Insecta; Coleoptera; Tenebrionidae. Gene Ontology annotation, molecular function: phosphatidylinositol bisphosphate binding.